Messenger RNA from Solanum verrucosum, 843 nucleotides. Its product is annotated as oleosin-B6-like. The record is from RefSeq and is a predicted model, not a curated record. Lineage: Eukaryota; Viridiplantae; Streptophyta; Magnoliopsida; Solanales; Solanaceae. The transcript is spliced from 4 exons. The coding region runs from base 1 to 843 and encodes 280 amino acids. Gene Ontology annotation, molecular function: DNA binding.
AUGGAGAUGUGGCCUGUAUCUACUAACCCCACAGUUGCACCACCAGAAAUAAAAAGCAUGCCUGGCAGGCCAGGUAAACUUAGAAAGAAGGAAGCUGGUGAGAGUAAAAAAUCUGGAAAGCUACCUAGAACUGGACUUGCCAUGACAUGUAGUAACUGUAAUGUUAGAGGCCACAACAAGAGAGGAUGUCCACAAAGGGUUGAGUCAUCAACAAGGGAAGAACCAUCAAAUAUAGACAAGGGAAAUGGCAAAACUUCAGGUUUAGGCAGACCAAAGAAAACACAAACAGAAGGUGAGCAUUCUACAAAGAGGUCAAGAGGAAGACCACCUGCAGCACCUAGUGCAUCUCCAGGACCUGCAAAGAGGUCAAGAGGAAGACCACCUGCAGCACCUAGUGCAUCUCCAGGACCUGCAAAGAGGUCAAGAGGAAGACCACUGGCAGUACCUAGUGCAUCUGCAGCACUUACAAAAGGUGCAAGAGGAAGACCACCUAAUGCAUCUGCAACACCUGCAAAGAGUGCAAGAGGAAGACCACCUGCAGCAGCUAGUGCACCUCCUACAUGUCCAUCACCUGCUAAUUACCAUGAAGAGGAAGGGGUAGGGGAAGCACAACCUCAUACAAAAGGCAAACAGUCAUUGGAAUGGCCUGGGAUGUCAAGUUGUAAGAUCUUCUCUACUGGUACAACAAAGGUGACAAAAUCUGCUGAUGUUACUGGUGAUAUUGGUUACAAACCAAGUACUGCACCCAAGUUGAAAUGGAAUGGAAAAGCAGCAAUCUCAACAAGCAAACUUCAAGAAAUGAGAGAGGAACAAAGAAAAAAAUCAAAAGGAAGUAGUUCAUGA